CUCUGACCUGCCAGGAAGCAGAGUCUCCCAGAGACCGGGCAGAGGGAACCAGACCUGACCUCCAGAAGACGGCAGACAAGAACAAGAAUCGCAGCUGGAUGAGCAGUCCUUCAGCCUUCACCCCCCUCAGUCUUCCUUAACAUCUCUUUUGGGCCAAAGCCCCCAGAAUUCACCUGGAGGUGCCACCUCUAUUUCAAUCCCUGGGGCUCAAGCCCCCCUGGGGGAUCUGCAUCCCAGCAUGUCUAUAGCUGUGGAGACCUUUGGCUUCUUCAUGUCAGCCCUGGGAUUGCUGAUGCUGGGGGUGACCCUUCCAAACAGCUACUGGAGAGUGUCCACCGUCCACGGGAACGUCAUCACCACCAACACCAUCUUUGAGAACCUAUGGUACAGCUGUGCCACCGAUUCCCUGGGAGUCUCCAACUGCUGGGACUUUCCGUCCAUGCUGGCCCUCUCUGGGUAUGUCCAGGGCUGCCGAGCUCUCAUGAUCACCGCCAUCCUCCUGGGCUUCCUGGGCCUCUUUCUAGGCAUGGUGGGGCUCCGCUGCACCAGUGUUGGCAACAUCGAUGUCUCCAGGAAGGCCAAGCUGCUGGCCAUUGCAGGGGCCCUCCACAUACUUGCUGGAGCCUGUGGGAUGGUGGCUAUCUCAUGGUACGCCGUCAACAUCACUACCAACUUCUUUGACCCCCUGUAUGCUGGAACCAAGUAUGAACUGGGUUCUGCUCUCUACUUGGGCUGGAGCGCCUCCCUGCUCUCCAUCCUGGGCGGCAUCUGUAUGUUCUCCACCUGCUGCUGUGCCUCCAAGGAAGACCCAGCCACCAGGGCUGGGCUUCCCUACAAGCCUUCUACAGUUGUGAUACCCCGAGCCACCUCGGAUGGAAGUGACAUCAGCUUUGGUAAAUAUGGCAAAAAUGCCUAUGUGUAGGAGCUCUGGCCUGGUAGCCACCGUCCCACUGUCUCCAGGACCUGCGGGCAGCCCAGUCUCCAGUUAAUAACCUCAGGAUGGGCCAGAUUUCCAGGCCUUUCUAUUUUCUAUGCCUGGAGGCCACUACGCACUCUGGGCACACCUUAUCAGACACUCCAGCCUCUCCCAGGAACAGAAGCUUCGGGGGCAAAUUGCAUGUCCUCCUACAGCUGGACUCAAGGGGACAGAGGUGUCUACAGCAUGUGACUCCGUAUUAAUAUGUACAUAAAUAAAUGUAUAUUGUGAUCGUUCAGGGGCUUCAGGGGGUCAUUUUCAAGCCAUAGACUGUCAAGUCUGCCCACUUUGGGGCUGUCUCAUAUAGUAAAAUAGUGUGCCAGGGAGAUGGCUCAGUGAGUUAAGAGUGUUUGCUACACAAGUAUGAGGACCUGAGUUCAAAUCCCAGUACCUGUGUAAAAAGUGGGCCAUGGAUGCACACACUGCUGCAACCCAAGCGCUACCAGGGAGGUGCUCUGAGGCUUACUGGCUUCCAGCCUAGCUCCAGGUUUGAUGUGAGGCCCAGUCUCAAGGGGAAGAGGUGGACAUGAUGGAGCAGGGCACUGGAAGCCCCUGUCUGACCUCGCAGGCACACAGACUUGUGCAUGGACGACAUACACACACACACACACAUUCUCACAAAAGGAUUUGAAAAGGGGAAUCGCUAACAACUGCUCAGAGUCACCCACCUUCAGGGGACUGUUGACAGCUGUGAUGCUCCUGGCCUGCUGAAGGUUCCUGUCUGUUGGCUCGUGACCUAUUUUCUCACAGCCUCACCAAGGGGCAGUUGAUCUAGAAGGGGCAUUGGUGUGUACGUGUGUGUUUGAAGUUGAUUUGGGAUUUAAAAUAAAGAUAUUUUAAAAGA
Messenger RNA from Arvicanthis niloticus (Nile rat), 1820 nucleotides. Lineage: Eukaryota; Metazoa; Chordata; Mammalia; Rodentia; Muridae. The record is from RefSeq and is a predicted model, not a curated record.